UGUUUCGGGGUUGAUGGUUCCUAUCGUCUUGUAAGAUUUGCAGGACAAAAUCUUUCGAAUGAGGAUUAGGAAUGAGGUUGCAAACACAUGCUGUGCACCGGAAAGAAUAACAACUUGAUCUGCAGUAGUGCGGCGGCGGUUAGGCAGAGCAAGGAUGGCACCUCGAAAAAGACACCACAUAGAAUCCCUGGAGGAGCUGAGUCUGCGUGUGGUCUUAUACUCAGUGGUGGCAGACUUACACUUAGCACACCUCAUGACGACGGAAUUGCGACACUCCAUCACCCUUUCAUCACUCCCAGUCUCAUCUCCGGAACAACUCAAGGAGAUGGUGGCUGAAAGAUUGAAAAUUCUGCCAGGUGUCCUUAAUGACCAGGUUCGAGACAGGAUGGUGAGACGUCUCUUUUCCAGUCCUGAGCCUGAUCGCUGGCUCAAUGCAAAGCUUGAUAUUUUGAAAGUGGUAUUAGAUGACAGUGUGACAAGCAUAGACUGUGGAGAACAAGCGCUACCCAGACGACUUUUAAGUGUUGUGGGAGAACAGUGCCCUAAUAUCCGAAGUCUGAAAGUUACUCUACAUCAGAUUGAGGCAGAGGACAGUCCUGUUGAAGCUUCCACAAGUGUGGCCACAACUCGGAGACACCCUUACUUCCUGCGUGAGACAAACUUCAUGCCUUCACAACAGUCUCCAACAAGUUCUCCUACCAAGGUAACGCUGCCGCUUUCCCUGAUGUCAGGCAUGUCAACCUUGUCACAGCUUACCACCCUUCACUUGACAUACGGAGCUAGCAAUGCAAUCCUAGCAGCCUUAGGACAAUGUGCCCCCAAACUGCAGGAACUUCACAUGUGUUAUAGCUAUAGUGUAACAGACUCUGGGAUAAAGGCACUCCUUUUGCGGAACCCAGAACGCCAUGUCCUACGCAAGGGACGAAAUCUGCACGAGCUGAGAGUACGCUCCAUGCACCUCAACCCUUGUAGUUCAGGCUUGCGUGAGGUGGAUAUCAUGGGCACUGGAGUCAGUCAAUUUGGCGUGGCGUUCCUCUUGAAACACGUCCCAAAUCUUCGCUCUCUUGGUGACUGCAACUCCGUCCCUGAAGCCCUGGAGAUCCUGGUGGGCAACAAAUCCCUUCAGCGCAGCUCCUUCAUGGCAAGAUUACGGAAGUAUGCCAGGAGAUUCAAGCUUACAAGGGUAAAGGAGGACUGUGUUUCUGCCUCGAAGGUGUUGGUGGUUGCAACUCUCUGCCCAGAAAUUAAGGACCUGAGUCUGUGGCACAGGUUCCGUGAGGUCGACCUUGACAGAUUGAAUGACCUUCAUUUAACUCCAUCACAUUUCACAUCUCACCUCAUGCAGCUGCAAAACCUCAAGCACCUGACGAUGGUCAAUGUGUCAUCACGAUCUGUUGCGGGGGCUAUCCAGGCCUUGGGUUCACAGCUGACUGCCUUGACAGUCCAGUGUCGGGGUUUAGACGUUCCUGGAAUCUUUGAAAACUGCACCAAUCUCAAGUACUUGACAAUGGAGGGAGAGGAUUGUUCUGCCCCAUACGAGGCAGUGGACAGUUUUCGACACACAGCCCUCACAAGGCUUCAGGUGGUGAAGAUAAAAUGCCACCUCCCCACGCCAUACACGGACAUGAUCCUAAACAAUGCCAAGAGCAUGUCCCGGCUGGAAAUUAAUUGUCUCUGUGAUAUUAGCGAUGAUCAGGUGAGCCAGCUGAUCAAUAAUAAGUGUCUUGAGAAACUGAAGGAGUUUGAUGUAAGCCGUGCACCCAAACUCACCAUGAUGGCAGCAAGGAUGUUAGUCAAGCACUGCCCAAAGCUCAGGCAUCUGCAAGAUCUCGGGGGUUGGAAUAUAACAGCAGAGGAGUUUAAUGCAUUCCUGAAGGAGACAGAGAUGGAAGAUUAUGAUAUUCAAAUAAUCUACAAUCCACGACGGAAGAGGUCUUUCCUUUGCAGCUCUUACAGAAGUGAAAGCUUCACUGAUGAAGACUUCAUGGAAGACUCAUAUGAGGAUUCAGAAUUGUGGGGCCCAAUGAGGUACCAGUUCCCUCUAGUCAUCCUCUAGGCUGCAAGUCAACCAGACCAGAGGGUGAAAGGCACUUCCUAUCAUGCCAUAGAGGAGGGACACACGCAAGCCUUCACUGUGGGGGCUGUCUUUGGGUACCAUGCAGAAUAAGUCGCAGUAAUGCCCCAGACAAUAAGACUCCUGUGACAGAGAGUGAAGGCUAGGCCUCGAAGAAUGUGAUUUGCGUCUCUUCCCUCUCCUCUCCUUUCUUUUUUUUCUACGAAUUUACUCACCAUUUUAGGUUUUUUAUUAGCGCUCUCCCAUUUAUAUGUUAUCCAACAUGUCCUGCAUGUUGUAAAUCUACUGUGGCUACAACUGUUACAAUUAGUGCACAGUUAUUUCGGUCUAUUUGCAUACAAACUACAAGAUAGCUAAU
Penaeus vannamei (Pacific white shrimp) is the source of this 2432-nucleotide messenger RNA. Lineage: Eukaryota; Metazoa; Arthropoda; Malacostraca; Decapoda; Penaeidae. The record is from RefSeq and is a predicted model, not a curated record.